AUGACAGUCAAAAUACUUCAAGCACGGACAUUACCUAAACCUCACAUUGCAGCUAAUGAUGACAAUAACUUGACAAGAUCAUCAUCAUCAAAUGAUGAAGACAAUCCGUCUAGUAGUGUCUCCAUGGGAUUAAUCUCGUCACAUAGAGUACUAGAUGACACAUUUAAGGAGUAUUUGGAUGUGUUAUUUGAUGAUCAUAUGAACGAUAUAUAUAUAUAUAUCGAUGGAAAUUUUGUAUGGUCACUCGAUGCUUCUCCGACAGAUCAUAUAGCGACAGAUGAGGGAGUAAAAGGAGGGGGAAAUAGUUUGUAUGAUUUCCCGAUAGACGAGGUCAUGUUGGAAUUUUUAAAUUUUGAACAAUCAUAA
Erigeron canadensis is the source of this 366-nucleotide messenger RNA. RefSeq lists its product as uncharacterized. The transcript has a single exon. Lineage: Eukaryota; Viridiplantae; Streptophyta; Magnoliopsida; Asterales; Asteraceae. The coding region runs from base 1 to 366 and encodes 121 amino acids. The record is from RefSeq and is a predicted model, not a curated record.